AUGAAUUUCCAAAGGCUCCUGUUGUUGUGCUGCUGGUUGCAAGUCGUGAAAGGAAACCUAUUUCAAGAGCAGCUUGGCACAUUUUCAGAGAUUUUUCACUCUCUUCCUGGCCAGUUCUGGAAUUCAGACUGUGAGAAUAAAGAGAUGACGGACAUCUCGAAGCAGAAUGCAAAUACUUUGGAGGCCUGGUCCUUUUUGAUCCAGGAUGGUUAUCAAGAGAUACUAAGCUGGUACUGCAGUGUACACGAGUGCUGUGAAUCAGGAGAUUGCCGGCUAAUUAACAACAUCACGGGACUUGACCACGACCUGAACAAAAAGUUACAUGGACAGCACCUGGCCAAGGAAGUUGUGGUAAAGGCAGUGAAAGGUUUCUUAGCAACCGAAAACCCAGAGAAAGCACUGGCACUUUCUUUCCAUGGUUGGUCUGGUACUGGCAAGAACUUUGUGGCCAAAAUGAUAGCUGACAACCUGUACCGGGAUGGACUGAGAAGCCCAUGUGUGCAUUUCUACAUUGCUCCUUUCCACUUUCCACAUGCCAACAUGGUUGACAUCUAUAAGACUCAACUCCGGCAGUUUAUCCAGACAGCUGUACAACAAUGCAAACGAUCCUUGUUUAUAUUUGAUGAGGCGGAAAAGUUGCAUCCAGGCCUCAUUGAUGCUAUCAAGCCUUACAUUGAUCAUUAUGACCAUGUGGAUGGGGUGGAUUUCAGAAAGUCCAUGUUUAUUUUCUUAAGCAAUAUAGGAGGAAACUCCAUAAAUAGGGUGACACUGGAAUUUUGGCGUGCUGGGCAAAAUAGAGAGGAUAUCACUAUGGAAGAUUUGGAGCACCAGAUCCAAAGAGAAGCUGCAACAUCAAAAGGUGGAUUUGCGCACAGUGGCCUUGUGACUGAAAACCUAAUUGACUUCUUCAUCCCUUUCUUACCACUGGAGUACAAGCAUGUUAAGUUGUGUGUGCGUGAUGCUCUUCUGUCCAGAGGAAUCCAGUAUGAUUUCGACAUUCUAGAUGAAGUAGCUAAGGGAAUGCUGUAUGUUCCAAAGGAGGAAAAGCUUUUCUCUGCACAGGGCUGCAAAUCAGUUGCACAACGGGUCAACUUUUUUCUUCCGUAAAGCUUUAAGGGGUUCAAGAAAAAUCCACAAGAACAAAGUAUUAGAAUGGAACUUGAAUGGCAAAAAAAAACUCUAACACUCAGCAGAAAAGUCAUGGCCUUUUUCAUCUCAUGGCCAGAACAGAAAUUUCGCCCAAGAAACAGAAAACAAGUGCCCUUUAAUUUAAUUCAAAGACAGGGAAAAUUAUAUUCUGGUUACGUGAAUCUUAAGUAAACCAUUCAUGUUGCUUUGCCUCUGCUAUACAUUUUAUUGGUACAAUCUAUUCUUCCUAUUUUUCUCAGUUGUAACUGGACAAGUUAGUGCUGGGAUUCACUCAUAUUUAAACCUGGAUUUGUUAAUAAACCAAGUGGAAGCAUUAAGCCAGCUGCACCAAUAUUCAUGUAACUUUUCCUUCUUGCAGAACCUUUUUUUAAGUAGUGGUCCUGUACACUUCCCCUGCAGAUAGAGACAAUGCUGAGCCUCUCUCAAAUCCUCAAAGUGAAGGUUAAAAAGAAAAAUAUCCUGACAUACCACUCAAGUUGACUUUACCCUCUACUUCAGGCAGAGGGCAAAUUAUUCAGUUGACAACUGAAAUUGGAAUCAAGAUUCAACAUGACUGCUUAGUAUUGCAGUGAAGACAGGAAGUUGGACAUAUAUAUAAUAAUUAUUAACUCUAUCUUAGUUGCACUGGAGAAUAAAAUACUGUGUCAUUUUAAGCGCUAUUUCACUGGGACAUUAUUGUAGUGUUCCAGACAUGAUUGUGCAUUCAAAAUACUUGACAGCACUUUUGUUCUGCGACAUGUUUAAGUUUUGAAAAAAAUAUGAAUAGAAAUUUCUAAAAAUGAAGAUCGUGAGAAAGAUCUGAUUUUGAAAAUAAAUGUAGGUUACACCUUCA
Rhincodon typus (whale shark) is the source of this 1981-nucleotide messenger RNA. RefSeq names its product torsin family 3, member A (gene tor3a). Bases 1 to 1107 code for a protein of 368 amino acids. The record is from RefSeq and is a predicted model, not a curated record. NCBI's taxonomy places the organism in Eukaryota, Metazoa, Chordata, Chondrichthyes, Orectolobiformes, Rhincodontidae. Gene Ontology annotation, molecular function: ATP hydrolysis activity; ATP binding. The transcript has 6 exons. Gene Ontology annotation, cellular component: nuclear envelope; endoplasmic reticulum; endoplasmic reticulum lumen.